Molecule: messenger RNA, 1632 nt
Organism: Talaromyces marneffei
Lineage: Eukaryota; Fungi; Ascomycota; Eurotiomycetes; Eurotiales; Trichocomaceae
Exons: 3
Coding region: 1-1632 (543 amino acids)
Biological process (GO): phospholipid biosynthetic process; inositol biosynthetic process
Cellular component (GO): cytoplasm
Molecular function (GO): inositol-3-phosphate synthase activity
Source: RefSeq, a predicted model, not a curated record
AUGGCGCCACACGUGGAGGUGGGAAGCAGCUCUCUGAAAGGUGAUGAAUGGGCUAGCAACAACUAUGGAACCACAUCAUUAUCUGGAAGAGAGCUCUUCACUGUCAACUCACCCAACGUGGAAUACAAUGAGAGUGAAGUUCUUUCCAAGUACACGUACCGAACAACAAGUGUUACGAAGGACGCCACUACUGGUAAAUACGUUGCAACUCCCAAGGAAACUCUGUAUGAAUUCAGAGUCGACCGCCGCAUCCCGAAAAUCGGAGUCAUGCUUGUUGGCUGGGGCGGGAACAACGGCACGACAGUGACGGCUGGAAUCAUUGCCAAUCGACGUGGGCUCGUAUGGGAGACCAAAAACGGCCCGAGAGCUGCCAACUACUACGGUUCGGUGGUUAUGGGAUCCACCAUAAAGCUCGGCAUCGACGCUGAACAUCGAGACGUGAAUAUUCCUUUCCACGAUGUACUUCCAAUGGUUCACCCCAACGAUCUCGUCAUUGGUGGCUGGGAUAUCAGCAGCAUGAAUCUCGCAGAUGCCAUGGACCGAGCAGCUGUGCUUGAACCCACCCUGAAAAUGCAAGUCAAGAAGGAGAUGGCCCAAAUGGUUCCACUUCCCAGCGUCUACUACCCCGACUUCAUUGCUUCUAAUCAAACUGAUCGAGCAAACAAUGUUCUUUCUGGCAAUCGCGCAUGCAUGGAUCAUGUUGACCAGAUUCGCCAAGAUAUUCGCGAUUUCAAAAGCGCAAACAACCUGGACAAGGUCAUAGUCCAGUGGACUGCUAAUACGGAACGUUACGCCGAUAUAGUCCCUGGUGUGAAUGACACGGCUGAAAACUUGCUCAAGGCCAUUGCUGAGGGCCAUGAGGAAAUUGCACCUUCGACUAUCUUUGCAGUAGCUUCAAUUCUUGAGAAAUCCCCCUUUAUCAAUGGCUCGCCCCAGAACACGUUUGUUCCGGGAGUGAUGGAUCUUGCCUCACAGCACGGCUCCUUUAUCGGUGGCGAUGAUUUCAAAUCCGGGCAGACGAAGAUGAAAUCUGCCCUGGUAGAGUUUUUAAUCAACGCAGGAAUCAAGCUCGUCUCUAUCGCGAGCUAUAACCAUCUGGGAAACAACGACGGAAGGAACUUGAGCGAACAGAAGCAGUUCCGGUCUAAGGAGAUUUCAAAGUCCAAUGUAGUCGAUGACAUGGUGGAGGCAAACACUGUGCUUUACAAGGAGGGCGAAUACCCGGACCACACUGUCGUCAUCAAGUACAUGCCUGGCGUGGGUGACGACAAACGGGCUCUCGAUGAAUAUUAUGCUGAGAUCUUCCUCGGUGGUCAUCAAACGAUUUCAAUCUUCAACGUCUGCGAGGACUCUCUCCUUGCCUCGCCACUAAUCAUCGAUCUUGUGUUGAUCACCGAGAUGAUGACUAGAAUCCAGUGGAGAACAAGCUCGGGCGGCGAGUCCACCGCGUACGAGAGUUUUCACAGUGUCCUCAGUAUUCUCAGCUAUAUGCUGAAAGCUCCAUCGACUCCCCCAGGAACCCCGGUCGUCAAUGCAUUGGCGAAACAGCGCGCAGCGCUGACAAACAUCUUCCGUGCGUGUGUGGGUCUUGAGCCGGAAUCGGAUAUGACCCUAGAACAUAGACUGUUCUAG